Messenger RNA from Panthera uncia (snow leopard), 2889 nucleotides. RefSeq names its product proteolipid protein 1 (gene PLP1). Gene Ontology annotation, cellular component: myelin sheath; plasma membrane. The coding region runs from base 148 to 876 and encodes 242 amino acids. Lineage: Eukaryota; Metazoa; Chordata; Mammalia; Carnivora; Felidae. Gene Ontology annotation, molecular function: structural constituent of myelin sheath. The record is from RefSeq and is a predicted model, not a curated record. The transcript is spliced from 7 exons. Gene Ontology annotation, biological process: central nervous system myelination; axon development.
UUGCAGGAGAAGAGGACAAAGAUACUCAGAAAAAAGUAAAGGACCGAAGAAGGAGACUGGAGAGACCAGGAUCCUUCCAGCUGAACAAAGUCAGCCGCAAAGCAGACUAGCCAGCCGGCUACAAUUUGGAGUCAGAGUUCCAAAGACAUGGGCUUGUUGGAGUGCUGUGCAAGAUGUCUUGUAGGGGCCCCCUUUGCUUCCUUGGUGGCCACCGGCUUGUGUUUCUUUGGGGUGGCACUGUUCUGUGGUUGUGGACAUGAAGCACUCACUGGCACAGAAAAGCUAAUUGAGACCUAUUUCUCCAAAAACUACCAGGACUAUGAGUAUCUCAUCAAUGUGAUCCAUGCCUUCCAGUAUGUCAUCUAUGGAACUGCCUCUUUCUUCUUCCUUUAUGGGGCCCUCCUGCUGGCUGAGGGCUUCUACACCACCGGUGCAGUCAGGCAGAUCUUUGGCGACUACAAGACCACCAUCUGCGGCAAGGGCCUGAGCGCAACGUUUGUGGGCAUCACCUAUGCCCUGACCGUUGUGUGGCUCCUGGUGUUUGCCUGCUCUGCUGUGCCUGUGUACAUUUACUUCAACACGUGGACCACCUGCCAAUCUAUUGCCUUCCCCAGCAAGACCUCUGCCAGUAUAGGCAGUCUCUGUGCUGAUGCCAGAAUGUAUGGUGUUCUACCAUGGAAUGCUUUCCCUGGCAAGGUGUGUGGCUCCAACCUUCUGUCCAUCUGCAAAACAGCUGAGUUCCAAAUGACCUUCCACCUGUUUAUUGCUGCAUUUGUGGGAGCUGCAGCCACACUGGUUUCCCUGCUCACCUUCAUGAUUGCUGCCACUUACAACUUUGCCGUCCUUAAACUCAUGGGCCGAGGCACCAAGUUCUGAUCUCCUGUAGAAAUUUCCCUUUCUCUAAUAGCAAGGCUCUAACCACACAGCCUACGAUGCUUCAUCUCCCAUGUUAACUCUUUGCCUUUGCCACUGAUUGGCCCUCUUACUUGAUGAGUGUAACAAGAAAGGAGAGUCUUGUGGUGAUUAAUGUCUCUCUAUGGACUCUCCCCUCUUAUGUACCUCUUUUAGUCAUUUUGCUUCACAGCUGGCUCCUGCUAGAAAUGGGACAUUCUUCAGAUGGUGACUCCCCGACUGCAAGUCACAAAGAAAUGGAGGCUCUAAUUCAAUUUUCAAGCAUCUCCUGAGGACCAGGAAGUGUUUUCUUCUCAGGCACUUCCGCCGAUGGAAACAAAGUGGAAAGAAAGAUACUCAGGUAGAGAGAAGGGAUGUACCUGGUCCCUUUGACACCUAUCAGGGCCAAAUAUAUUCUCCUUGGUGUACAAAACAAAGAACCUACUUCUGUCUCCCUCUUACCACUGAAGAUAGAAGAAAAAACAGACAAAACAAUAGGAGCAUUUGCCCAAAUCUACCUAUUGCAUCUGGGAGAAAAGGGUCAAAGCAAGGAUCUUUCACCCAUAGAAAGAGAGCACUGACCCUGAUGGCGAUGGACUAUUUAAGCCCUAACUCAGCCAACCUUACUUAUAGCAUAAGGGAGUGUAGUGUCUGUGUAGCCCAAGGGGGCACUUGGCCUUACACCUUAUUAGAGAAGAGAGGCAAGGUGUUGUCAGCAUCUUCUCACUCCCUUCUCCUUGAUAACAGCUACCAUGACAACCCUGUGGUUUCCAAGGAGCUGAGAACAGAGAGAACCUAGCUCAUAUGAAAUAAAAAGGCUGACCGAAGGAGCAGCAGUUGUUAGUGGCUAACGGUGUAAACUGAGCUAGCCCUCUGGUAGACACAGGAUAGCUAACUCUUCAGAUAGCGUGUCUUUUUUCUGUUGAUUAGUUCUAUACUCUGGCCUCUGUCAUAUCUUCACAAUGGUGCUCUUUUCAUGGGGUAUUAUCCAUUCAGUCAUAGAGGAUAAUUAGAAGAUCUUGAUUUGUUUCAGAAUGAUGCAUAUUUCACAUUUUCCAAUUUGUUUAUCACUUUUUUGGGGUUGUACCAGAAAGGUCUAGGAAAUGAUUCUUUGAUUAUGAUUCUUUAAUAGAUGAACAUUGAACAUUAAACAUUGCAAAUAAUAUUUAAAAUUGGCUAGUCCCAUGUAUCUACUAGAUUUUCUCCAAAUUAUUCUGCUCUUGGUCGAAACAGAUUUGGUGAAUUUGAACCUCAAUUUGAAUAACUUAUUUGAUUGUUCUUUUUAUGCUAGUGGGGGAUGAUUUGAUUUAGCAGUGUUAUCUUGGUGUGUAAAGAGUCAGGUUUAACAUACAGGUUAUUCUCCUAGUAUAGAUUAUAUAACCAAAUGCCUUAGCCAUCAGGCUCCAUGGAAAUGGAAAUAUGGAAAGAGUUUGAAACUUGAAUAUCUCCCAGGUUUCAGGCUUCUCUUUCUGUGUUUGUUAACUUUGGGUUAAAAAAGAAAAAGCUGAGUGGUCUUUAUCGAAAGAAAGAUUUUAUGGAUAUUACUGUAGAUGGCUCUUUUGUUUUAAAGAGCUACUUUGUUUUCCCUCCUCCAAAGUGGUUUCAGCAACGUUUAAGGAGAUGUAAGAUAUUUACAAAAAUAUACUUAAUAUUUGUCUUCAGACCAGUAUACAAGAUAAGCUUCAAGGCUGCAUAGAAGGAGGAGAUGGAAAAGAUUCUGUGAGAAACCAAUCAAGAUCAAGGAAAGUGAAGUAAUCCAUAUCUUGUGUUUUGUUUUGAUUUAAUAACAUAACAAAUAACCAACCCUUCCCUGAAAAUCUCCCACGCAUACAUACACACGUAUACACACAUGAAGAGAGUUAACUGAAAGUGUUUCCUUCAUUUCUGAUAUAGAAUUUCAAUUUAACACACAUAAAGGAUAAACUUUGAGGAACUUAUCUUACAAAAUGUAUUUUAUAAAAUUAAAGAAAAAUAAAAUUAAGAAUGUUCUCAAUCAAA